Sorex fumeus (smoky shrew) is the source of this 3109-nucleotide messenger RNA. It is a transcript of the gene DNAJB4, whose product is annotated as DnaJ heat shock protein family (Hsp40) member B4. The transcript has 5 exons. NCBI's taxonomy places the organism in Eukaryota, Metazoa, Chordata, Mammalia, Eulipotyphla, Soricidae. The record is from RefSeq and is a predicted model, not a curated record. Gene Ontology annotation, cellular component: cytosol. The coding region runs from base 462 to 1475 and encodes 337 amino acids. Gene Ontology annotation, molecular function: protein-folding chaperone binding.
AGGUAGUGGGGGUGAAUUUCCCACCUCCUGAGGAGCUGCCUGUCGGUCCCCGGGGGCCAGGCUGUGACGUCGUCGGGCGUAGACGGGCAACGCCACAGAGUCCGGAGAGCUCAGCGGUCGCCUUGGACGGAGCGCGCCCUGGACGUCGCGCUGCCACUGAAAACGUCCGCCUGGCCUAGCGGGAAAUCGGCAUGAUUUUCAGGAACUCCUGUGCAUUAUAUGUUUAGCAUAUAAUUAGCAUCCUUGGCCUCUACCCAUAGAUGCCAGUAGCAUACCCUCCCCCAAUUGUGACAACAAAAAAUGUCUUCAAACAUUGCAGAUGUUUGCCCCUGAGAGGGUAAAUCACUCCACACUGAGAACCUCUGCUCAACCUUGAUUUCUGUCCCUGCCUGUUUAUACAUCAGGAAUACACAUUUACAGUACUUUCAAGGGAAAUCUAAGUUCAUUUCAAGGCAGUCGAAAUGGGGAAAGACUAUUAUUCCAUUUUGGGAAUUGAGAAAGGAGCUGCAGAUGAAGAUAUUAAAAAGGCUUACCGAAAACAAGCCCUCAGAUUUCAUCCGGACAAGAACAAAUCUCCUCAGGCAGAGGAAAAAUUUAAAGAGGUCGCAGAAGCUUAUGAAGUAUUGAGUGAUCCUAAAAAGAGAGAGAUAUAUGAUCAGUUUGGGGAGGAAGGGCUAAAAGGAGGAGCAGGAGGUACUGAUGGACAAGGAGGUACCUUUCGUUACACAUUUCAUGGCGAUCCUCAUGCCACGUUCGCAGCAUUUUUUGGAGGUUCCAAUCCCUUUGAAAUUUUCUUUGGGAGACGGAUGGCUGGUGGUAGAGAUGCUGAUGAAAUGGAAGUAGAUGGAGAUCCUUUUAGUGCUUUUGGAUUCAACAUGAAUGGCUAUCCAAGAGACAGAAAUUCUGUGGGACCUUCCCGUCUGAAACAAGAUCCUCCAGUUACUCAUGAACUAAGAGUAUCGCUUGAAGAAAUAUAUAGUGGUUGUACUAAACGAAUGAAGAUUUCUCGAAGAAAACUAAAUCCUGAUGGAAGGAGUUUCAGAACUGAAGACAAAAUUCUUACCAUUGAGAUUAAAAAGGGAUGGAAAGAAGGCACCAAAAUUACUUUUCCAAGGGAAGGAGAUGAAACACCAACUAGUAUUCCAGCAGACAUUGUUUUUAUCAUUAAAGAUAAAGAUCAUCCAACAUUUAAAAGGGAUGGAUCAAAUAUAGUUUAUAAUGCCAGAAUUAGUUUACGAGAGGCAUUGUGUGGCUGCUCAAUUAAUGUGCCAACAAUGGAUGGAAAAAGCAUACCUAUGUCAAUAAAUGAUAUUGUGAAGCCUGGAAUGAGGAGAAGAAUUAUUGGAUAUGGACUGCCAUUUCCCAAAAAUCCUGACCAACGUGGUGACCUUCUAGUAGAAUUUGAGGUUGUCUUCCCAGAUACUAUAUCCUCAUCAUCCAAAGAAGUACUUAGGAAACAUCUUCCUGCCUCAUAGAUUGAAAAUCUUUGUUACCCAUAUUUUGAUAAGGCACUGAAAAUAUAAAAAGACUGGCAGUUUACUGAUGUAGAUGUGAAUUCUGUAUAAAGAUGUAUAAAUUAUUUUGAGAGAUCAUUCAAUUGCAUGAAUAGAAAUGGGUCAGAUAAACAGGCAGGAGUGAUUUUUACAGUUUAGAGAUGAAGGGAAAAAGCAUUCAUUGUAUUUUAUUUCUCCUAAAUCAAAAAUUUUAAUAUCUGCUUACAUGUAAAUUUUUUUGUGGAGUUUGUAGAUAUAUUUCUAAUAAAGUACUAGACUCUCCAGGUACUUUAUUUCUUGUAUCUUUGCAUUAUUAGUAUGAUUGGUUCAUAUUUAUAAAGCAAAUUUAGAUUCUUGGGGCCCAAGUGGUAGUACAGCAGAUAGGGCAUUUGCCUUGCAUGCGGUCAACCUGGAUUCAAUCCCUGGUAUCCCAUUUGGUCCCCCAAGUACUGCCAGGAAUAGUUACUGAGUGCAGAGCCGGGAGUAAUUCCUGACUAUUGCCCCUCCAAACUUAAUUAUACCAAAAAUAUAAUACCUAUUUCUAGAGAAGAUAUCCCAGUCAUUUGGAAGGUUAACUAUUAUUUUAGUCACCAUCUUAAAUGCUGCUCUAGGACUGGUUCCAUUAAAUGAUAUCUUGAUGCAUAUGUUUUACCAUUUUGAUUUUUAAAGUAUGUGGUUCUAUUUCUUAAUGACUUAUUUGUUAUGCUCUUAAGACAGACCCUUUCUUGAUAAAAAUGAAAUUAAUAGCAACUUGUCUCCUGUGGAAAUUCCAAUUACCUGAAUUACUGGUAUUUUAGAAAUAGACUGUUUUUAAAAUGCCAAUGUACUUUUAUGCAAGUUUACUAUAUAUCUUGGACUUAAUAAAUUAUCUUAUUGUCCACUAGUUUAAUUUGUUUAAUACGUAAAGCGUUUGGGAAAAUAUUGCUACUCUGAAUUAAUUUUCCAAUUUAUAUUCUUCUAUAACUUAUGGUAUCUGUAUUUUAUGUAAUUUCUCUAAAAAGAAUGAACUGCCACUCUGGUGUUAAACCAAAAUAUGGAGAAAAUAAACACUAGCUGCUGCUUAUGAAUGAUAUUGCUACUACUUGUGCAUAUGAAUGCUUUACUUUUUCAUAAGUAUAAGUUGUAUUUCUUAGAUGUUUUAAUUUUAAAAAUAUAUUUACAUUAAAAUGGGUUUACUUUCUGUUUUAUAACUAUAAUACGAAUGAUAUUUUGAAAGAACAUUGUUGGUUUAAAAGCAAUCUUUGGGAUGAUAUAUAAAGUUAUACCAAAUCCUGCCUCCUUUUAGCAGAAUAUGAAGUCUGAAAAUUAAUAAAUAAUAAAUAGGUUGUAAUUGACAUGGACUUUAUAGAAGUUUUAUUGAGCUAUAAUUCAUGUACUAUGAAGAUUUCCAGAAAGUCUACAAUUCAGUGGUUUAGUAUAUUCAGAGUUAAGCAACCAUCACCACUUUCUAAGUCCUGAGCAUUUCAUCAUCUUAAAUGAAACUCUUAUAUUCUUUUGGACUCUGCAGUCCUCAGUUUCUGGCAAACACUAACAUACUAUCUGUAUGUUAGUUUCUGUAUGGGUUUCUCUGUUCUGGAUAUUUUAUAUUAAUGGGAUUAAAUAUGUUGCGCACUUUU